CGCCCCAGGCAGGGCAGAAAGUGGUGGAUCCGGUUUGUUCCCCGGCGGCCCGGAGCGGGGUGUUGCGGGACUCGGGGUGCGGAGGCCUCGCAGCAUGGUGGGGGCCGAGAAGGACCAGAGCUGGAUCCCCAAGAUCUUCAAGAAGAAGACGUGCACGACGUUCAUCGUGGACCCCACCGACCCGGGGGGGACAUGGUGUCAGUGUGGGCGCAACCGGGGGGACCACUCAGCUGUGGCCGUGGAGGACGCGUUCGGGGCGGCCGUGGUGACGGUGUGGGACAGCGCCAUGCACACCACUGAGCACCCCACGGAUGCCUACGGAGAGGUGGACUUCCUGGGCACCAGCCGCAAGGCCAGCAACUUCCUCCGGCUCUCUGACCGCACGAAUCCGGCCACGGUUUACAACCUGGUGACGCGCAAAUGGGGCUUCGGGGCCCCAAACCUGGUGGUUUCCGUGCUGGGGGGCUCAGGGGGACCCACACUCCAGACCUGGCUGCAGGACCUGCUGCGUCGAGGGCUGGUGCGGGCCGCCCAGAGCACAGGGGCCUGGGUCGUCACGGGGGGCCUGCACACCGGCAUCGGCCGGCACGUGGGCGUGGCUGUGCGCGACCACCAGAUGGCCAGCACCGGGGGCGCCAAGGUCGUGGCCAUGGGAGUGGCCCCUUGGGGCCUGGUUCGGAACAGAGACACCCUCAUCAAUCCCAAGGGCUCCUUCCCUGUGAGGUACCAGUGGCACGGGGAGCCCAAAGAUGGACAGCAGUUCCACCUGGACUACAACUACUCGGCCUUCCUUCUGGUGGACGAUGGCACCCACGGCCACCCGGGCAGCGAGACCCGCUUUCGUCUGAACUUUGAGGCCCACAUAGCUCAGCAGAAGACGGGGGUCAAGGAGACUGGAAUUGACAUCCCUGUCCUCCUGCUCCUGAUCGACGGGGACGAGAAGAUGUUGAAGCGGAUAGAGGAUGCCACCCAGGCCCAUCUCCCCUGUCUCCUGGUGGCCGGGUCUGGGGGCGCUGCCGACUGCCUGGCUGAGGUCCUGGAGGACACACUGGCCCGGGGCAAUGGGGGCAGCUGGCGUGGUGAAGGUCAAGAUCGGAUUAAGCGUUUUUUCCCCAAAGGGGACCCUGAAGUCUUGCUGGCUCAGGUGGAAAGGAUCAUGACCCGGAAGGAGCUGUUGACAGUCUACUCAUCCGAGGAUGGCCCUGAGGAAUUUGAGACAAUCGUUUUGAAGGCUCUCGUGAAGGCCUGUGGGACCUCUGAGGCCUCGGCUUACCUGGAUGAGCUGCGUCUGGCUGUGGCUUGGAAUCGUGUGGAUAUUGCUCAGAGUGAACUGUUUCGGGGAGACAUCCUGUGGAGGUCCAACGACCUGGAAGCCUCGCUCAUGGAUGCCCUGCUCAAUGACCGGCCGGAGUUUGUGCGCCUGCUCAUCUCCCAUGGACUCAACCUGGGCCAUUUCCUCACCCCAAAGCGCCUGGCCAACCUCUACAGCGCGGCGCCCUCUAACUCGCUCAUCCGCAAUCUCCUGGACCAGGUGUCCCACGGUGUGGGCACCAAAACACAAAUUGCUAAACCCUCUCUGGAACCCCGACCCCCAGACAUAGGGCAGUUGUUGCGACUCCUGCUGGGGGAGACGUGUGCGCCCAGGUACCGCAUCGAGGAUGCCCGGGAUCCCAACCAGGGCCACCACGAAUGCAUGGAGACGAACUGUCUGCUGUCCAGCACUUCCCCUUUGGAACUGGUGCUGGACGAUGUGCUUGGCCAGUCCCCCUGGAAUGACCUACUCCUCUGGGCUGUCCUGCUGAACAGAGCGCAGAUGGCCGUGUACUUUUGGGAGAUGGGUUCCAAUGCAGUGGCCUCUGCUCUGGGUGCCUGCUUGCUGCUCCGUGUGCUGGCCCGCCUGGAACCCGAGGCCGAGGAAGCAGCUCGCAGGAAGAAGCUGGCGGCCAAGUUCGAAGGCCUGGGCGUGGAUCUCUUUGGGGAGUGCUACCGCAGCAGCGAGGUCCGGGCUGCCCGCCUGCUUCUGCACCGCUGUAAGCUGUGGGGUAGUGCCACUUGUCUGCAGCUGGCCAUGCAGGCUGACUCCCGCUUCUUCUUCGCCCAGGAUGGGGUCCAGUCUCUGCUGACACAGAAGUGGUGGGGGGAGAUGGACAGCACCACCCCCAUCUGGGCCCUGGUUCUCGCCUUCUUUUGCCCCCCACUCAUCUUCACCGACCUCAUCACCUUCAGGAGGUCAGACGAGGAGUCUUCGCCAAAGGAUCUGGAACUUGACGUGGACAAGGGCAUCAACGGGGAAGGGCCUGCGGGGCCGCCUGACACUCACGAGAAGAAGACCUUAGGAGUGCUGCAGUCCUCUAGACCCUGCAGUUCCUCCCUUCGCCUGCGCCACUGGUCCCAGUUCUGGGGCGCCCCCGUGACAGCCUUUAUGGGCAACGUGGUCAGCUACCUCCUCUUCCUGCUCCUCUUCGCCCGGGUACUGCUCGUGGACUUCAGGCCCCAGCCCCCAGGCCCCCUGGAGCUGGUGCUCUACUUCUGGGCCUUCACCCUGCUCUGUGAGGAGCUGCGCCAGGGCCUGGGGGGCGGCUGGGGGAAUCUGGCCUCCCAGGGGCCUGGGCCCAGCCCCAGCCAUGCCCCGCUGCGCCACCGGCUUCACCUCUACCUCGCUGACACGUGGAACCAGUGCGACCUGGUGGCCCUCACCUGCUUCCUCCUGGGCGUGGUGUGUCGGCUGAUCCCGGGCCUGUACGACUUGGGCCACACUGUCCUCUGCCUGGACUUCAUGGUCUUCACGCUGCGGCUGCUGCACAUCUUCACCGUCAACAAGCAACUGGGGCCCAAGAUUGUCAUUGUGAACAAGAUGAUGAAGGACGUCUUCUUCUUCCUCUUCUUCCUGGGCGUGUGGCUAGUGGCUUACGGGGUUGCCACCGAAGGGCUCCUUCGGCCUCGGGACCGUGAUCUCCCCGGGAUCCUGCGCCGAGUCUUCUACCGACCGUAUCUGCAGAUCUUUGGGCAGAUCCCCCAGGAGGAGAUGGAUGUGGCUCUGAUGGAUCAUGCCAACUGCUCCUCAGACCCUGGCUUCUGGGCGCGCCCAGUGGGGCCCCGGGCAGGCUCCUGCGUCUCCCUUUAUGCCAACUGGCUCGUGGUGCUCCUGCUCAUCGUCUUCCUGCUCGUAGCCAACAUCCUGCUGAUCAACUUGCUCAUUGCCAUGUUCAGCCACACCUUCGGCAAGGUCCAGGGCAACAGCGACCUCUACUGGAAGACGCAGCGCUACAGCCUCAUCCGGGAAUUCCACUCUCGGCCCGCGCUGGCCCCGCCCCUUAUCGUCAUCUCCCACGUGCGCCUGCUCAUCAAGCGACUGUGCCGCCGUCGCAGCCACGAGCCUUCCUCCCCGGACUCGCAGCAUUUUCGGGUCCUCCUGUCCAAGGAGGCCGAGCAGAAACUGUUGACCUGGGAGUCGGUGCAGAAGGAGAAUUUCUUGCUGGCUCGGGCGCGGGACAAGCGGGAGAGCGACUCGGAGCGGCUGAAGCGCACAUCGCAGAAGGUGGACACAGCUCUGAAGCAUCUCCGGCAGAUCCGCGAGUACGAGCAGCGUCUGAAGGGGCUGGAACAGGAGGUCCAGCAUUGCAGCCGUGUCCUGGGCUGGGUGGCCGAAGCCCUGAGCCGCUCUGCGAUGCUGCCCCCAGGGGGACCACCACCUCCAUCCCCACCGAGGCCCAGAGAUUGAGCCCUGCAGGUUGAUCUCAAGAAUCUGGAGCCCAGCUGGUCCUCGGUCCCUCAAUCUCAAGGUGGGACGUGCUCCCGUGAUCUGCCUGGAGCAGGCUCAUCCCUGCGACCAGGGCUGGUCCCGCUCCUCCCAGCACCAGCCCCAGCCGGGAGAAGCAGCCACUGGAGCCCUGACUGGCAGAUCCGAAGGCCCUGGUGCAGCCCGCUGGGCGGGAGAAGGAGCCUUGGGGUACAGGAAGGACAGAUCAGCCACAGCUCCCCAUACUGGGGAAAUAAAGGCAUUUGACAAGA
Molecule: messenger RNA, 4011 nt
Organism: Suncus etruscus (white-toothed pygmy shrew)
Lineage: Eukaryota; Metazoa; Chordata; Mammalia; Eulipotyphla; Soricidae
Gene: TRPM4
Product: transient receptor potential cation channel subfamily M member 4
Exons: 25
Coding region: 95-3721 (1208 amino acids)
Biological process (GO): calcium ion transmembrane transport
Cellular component (GO): membrane
Molecular function (GO): calcium-activated cation channel activity; ligand-gated calcium channel activity
Source: RefSeq, a predicted model, not a curated record